Selaginella moellendorffii is the source of this 915-nucleotide messenger RNA. RefSeq names its product pentatricopeptide repeat-containing protein At4g02750-like. Gene Ontology annotation, molecular function: protein binding; RNA binding. NCBI's taxonomy places the organism in Eukaryota, Viridiplantae, Streptophyta, Lycopodiopsida, Selaginellales, Selaginellaceae. Gene Ontology annotation, biological process: RNA modification. Bases 1 to 915 code for a protein of 304 amino acids. The record is from RefSeq and is a predicted model, not a curated record. The transcript is spliced from 2 exons.
AUGGUGGCUCUCGGGCAGUCCGGAGAUCCUCACGGAGCCGCCGAGUUCUUCCGCAAGAUGCCCGAGCACGGCCUCGUUCCCUCCACUGCCAUUGUCACUGCCUUCGCCCAGAACGCAGCGGCGGCGGCGGCGGCAACACCCAGUGACGCUCGAGAAGUGAUGUCGAGGAUGCCGCAGCACAGCGUUGUCUCCUGGACAGCCAUGAUCGUCGCCUUGUCGCAGCACAAACUCUUGUCCGAGGCUCGAGCAGUGUUUGACAGCAUGCCGGAGAAGAACAUCGUCUCCUGGACCGCUCUCUUGCAAGCGUAUGCUCUGGGCAUGGACGUCGACCGAGCACUGUCCCUGUUCCAGGAGAUGCCGGAGCGUAACUUGGUUUCCUGGAACUCGAUGCUUGGAGCCUGUGCUCAGUCGGGAGAGUUUCAGCUGGCCAUUGAAACGUUCCACUGCAUGCUCUUGGACGGAAGCAGGCCAAACGAGAUCAGCUUCACGAUUGUCCUCGGUGCUUGCAGCCAUGGCGGCUGCCUGGACAAGAGCCGGGACUACUUCACGUCGAUGGUCAUUGAUCACGGCGUCCAGCACGAAAAGGAGCAUUACUAUGCCAUGGUUGACGUUCUCGGACGAGCUGGCCGGCUGUCCAAGGCGGAGGAGCUGAUCAAAACCAUGCCUUUCGUGCCUGCGUCUGCGCAGUACGAAGUUCUUCUCGGUGCGUCUACUGUCCAACGUAAUGCUCAAGUCGGAGGCCGAGCAGCUGAGGGGCUAAUUGCGUUGGACCCAGGUAACAGUUCACCUUAUGUUUUGCUCGCUAAUAUCCAUGCCUCUACUGGUAACCGAGAACAAGUAGCUGCUUUGUGGAAGGCGAUGAAGGACAAGGGCGUGAGAAAGCCUCCAGGAAUGAGCCUGCCCGUGGAUGUGUGA